GUCAAACCUGCAACUCGGAAGGCUGGCAUCCGAGGAUUCAGGAAUACACAAUUAUUCACGUUCCACAUUAUUCAGAAACCUACAACCACACACACAUCCAGGACCUGAGAAGGGAGGUUAUGCUCAUAGCCCAUUGACUCACAGAACCAAGCGGACUCAGGGGGGAGAAGACGCAUCACUGCCACCAUGGCUCUGAAGUGGGAUUCGAACCCCUAACCCCGACAGGGUUAAUGCCUUGCGCAUAUCACUGGAGCUAAACAGGGUCAGAGAUAUGAAAAAAGGUGUUAAAGAUGUACAUCAAGUAAUUUGCCAGUUAAACGUAUUUUUUUGUAUUUGAAUGAAGUGCUGUGUGCAUUCCUAAAAGAAAAAAACGUAGCAGCUGUUGCCAUGUCGUAAAUUAAUUUCGGGGUUGGCUACCCAAGAUGCUAGCGACUCAAGUGUAAACGGAAGUGUUUGUGGCUCAGGAAGAAACGUGGCAAACAUUCACCAUGGCCUCACAAAUGCACAUUAAGAUCGGAAUAAUCGGUGGAUCGGGUCUUGAUGACCCAGAUAUCCUGGAAGGGAGGACUGAGCGAUAUGUCGACACGCCAUAUGGAAAGCCUUCAGAUGCGCUGAUAGUGGGGAAGAUAAAGAAUGUUGAAUGUGUGCUUCUAGCAAGGCACGGCAGACAGCACACCAUCAUGCCGUCCAACGUCAACAACCAGGCCAACAUCUGGGCCCUGAGAGAGGAGGGCUGCACUCAUCUGCUGGUCACCACGGCCUGUGGCUCCCUCCGGGAGGAGAUACAGCCAGGGGACAUAGUCAUCAUCGACCAGUUCAUUGACAGGACUACGAAGAGGGCCCAGACCUUCUAUGACGGGCAGCCCGGCCACCCUCCUGGGGUAUGCCACAUCCCCAUGGCAGAGCCCUUCUGCAACAGGACCAGAGACGUGCUGGUGGAGGUGGCAAGGAGCCUGGGCAUCAAGUGCCACGCCCGGGGCACCGUGCUGACCAUCGAAGGUCCCCGCUUCUCCUCGCGUGCCGAGAGCCUCAUGUUCCGCCAGUGGGGCGCCGACGUCAUCAACAUGUCCACCGUGCCCGAGGUGGUGCUGGCGAAGGAGGCGGGGCUAUGCUACGCCAGCAUCGCCAUGGCAACCGACUACGACUGCUGGAAGGAGCACGAGGAGGCGGUAUGUGUUGACAACGUACUGAAGACCAUGAAGGAAAACGCAAAUAAAGCAAGCAGCAUCCUGCUCACAGUGAUUCCCCAGAUCUGCCAAAUGGAUUGGUCACAGACCAUAAAAAGCCUGAAAACACUGGCCCAGUGUUCCGUGAUGUUACCCAAGCACUGAGUAAUGCGACCUCCGCUACACCCACUCACACACACACCACCAGUUUGUCACCCCCGCCACCGCCAGCUCUAGCCUUCAAAUGCCUCCGCCUGGAUUUGGAUCAGCGGUCAAUCAC
Gadus macrocephalus (Pacific cod) is the source of this 1446-nucleotide messenger RNA. RefSeq names its product methylthioadenosine phosphorylase (gene mtap). The transcript has 8 exons. Gene Ontology annotation, molecular function: S-methyl-5-thioadenosine phosphorylase activity. Gene Ontology annotation, cellular component: cytosol. Lineage: Eukaryota; Metazoa; Chordata; Actinopteri; Gadiformes; Gadidae. Gene Ontology annotation, biological process: nucleoside metabolic process. The record is from RefSeq and is a predicted model, not a curated record. The coding region runs from base 489 to 1331 and encodes 280 amino acids.